This is a messenger RNA of Marmota monax (woodchuck), 9293 nucleotides long. It is a transcript of the gene P2rx7, whose product is annotated as purinergic receptor P2X 7. Gene Ontology annotation, cellular component: nuclear inner membrane; plasma membrane. The record is from RefSeq and is a predicted model, not a curated record. Gene Ontology annotation, molecular function: extracellularly ATP-gated monoatomic cation channel activity; ATP binding; purinergic nucleotide receptor activity. NCBI's taxonomy places the organism in Eukaryota, Metazoa, Chordata, Mammalia, Rodentia, Sciuridae. Bases 386 to 2167 code for a protein of 593 amino acids. Gene Ontology annotation, biological process: response to ATP; monoatomic cation transmembrane transport. The transcript is spliced from 13 exons.
UUAAAAAAAAAAGGCGGUGUGCUCACUCUUGCUUUGCUGGUGGAAGCAUGAAGUGGUUCUCUGUGGUCUGACAAGGGAGUGGAGAUGUAAAUGUGUGCGGCCUUUGGCCAGAUGUUCCUCCUCAGGAGCUAGCGCCCUGGGUGGGAGAAGAUGGAGAAGAUGCUUAUGUGAAUGUUCCUGGUGACACGGGUGGAGGGCAGACAGUGAGCGCAGUGGUCAGGCCCUGGGCUGGGCGUGAGUUAAACAGAUGUGAAAGCAAUUCACGCUCAGGGCUCUCCUUUCACUUUGGGGCUACCUUUGCUCAGGAAGCCCAGGCUCUCUCAGCUAGAGACAGACUUUGCUGAGAGGCACUUCUUACCGGCCCAGCUCUGAGAACUGUCUCGCCAUGCUGUCCGGGGGCCAGCUCUGCGGGUAUAAGUCCGUGAGAGUCCUUCAUAUCCACAGUGUGUGGGUUGGGAUCCUGAAGAACACCUUCCUGGUGGGCACCUGCAUCUACAUAUGUUUCGCUUUGGUGAGUGACAAGCUGUACCAGCGGAAAGAGCCUGUCAUCAGCUCUGUGCACACCAAGGUGAAAGGGAUAGCAGAGGUGACGGCAGAAGUCGUGGAGAACGGGGUGAAGCGCUCAGUGCAGAGCAUCUUCGACACUGCGGAUUACACCUUCCCUUUGCAGGGGAACUCCUUCUUUGUGAUGACAAACUUUCUUAAGACAGAAGGCCAAGAGCAGCGGCUGUGCCCUGAGAAUCCCACUCGCAGGACACUCUGUUCCUCUGACCGGGGUUGUACAAAGGGCUGGAUGGACCCACAAAGCAAAGGGAUCCAGACUGGCAGGUGUAUAGUGUACAAAGGGAACCAGAAGACCUGUGAAGUUGCUGCCUGGUGUCCCACCGAGGCGGUGGAGGAGAAGCCCCCCCGGCCUGCACUUCUGAGCAGCGCUGAAAACUUCACUGUGCUCAUCAAGAACAAUAUUGACUUCCCUGGCCACAACUAUACCACGAGAAACAUCUUGCCAGGGUUGAACAUCAGUUGUACCUUUCACAAGACUCAAAAUCCACAAUGUCCCAUUUUCCGGCUAGGAGACAUCUUCCAGGAAACAGGAGAUAAUUUUUCGGAGGUGGCAAUCCAGGGAGGGAUCAUGGGCAUUGAGAUCUACUGGGACUGCAACCUGGACAGCUGGUCCCAUCGCUGCCGACCCAAAUACAGUUUCCGUCGCCUUGAUGACAAGACCACCAAUGAGUCCCUGUACCCUGGCUACAACUUCAGAUACGCCAAGUACUAUAAGGAAAACAAUGUUGAGAAACGGACUUUGAUAAAAGUCUUUGGGAUCCGUUUUGACAUCCUGGUUUUUGGCACUGGAGGAAAAUUUGACAUUAUCCAGCUGGUUGUGUACGUCGGAUCCACCCUCUCCUACUUUGGUUUGGCCACUGUGUUCAUUGACUUUCUCAUCAACACUUACUCGAGCACCUUCUGCCGGUCCCAUGUGUACCCCUGUUGCAAGUGCUGUGAACCCUGCGCGGUCAACGAGUAUUACUACAGGAAGAAGUGUGAGUCCAUCGUGGAGCCAAAGCCGACAUUAAAGUAUGUGUCCUUUGUGGAUGAACCCCACAUUUGGAUGAUAGACAAGCAGCUACUUGGGAAAAGUCUACAACAUGUCAAGGGCCAAGAAGUCCCAAGACCCCCGAUGGACUUCACAGACCUGACCAAGCUGCCCCUAUCUCUGCACGACCCACCCCCCAUUCCUGGACAACCAGAGGAGAUGCAGCCACUUCGUGAGGAGGCGACUCCUAAAUCCAGAGACAGGCCGAGCUGGUGUCAGUGCGGAAGCUGCCUCCCGUCCCAGCUCCCCGAGAGUCGCAGGUGCCUAGAGGAGCUGUGCUGCCGCAGGAAGCCGGGGUCCUGCAUCACCACCUCCCAGCUGUUCGGGAAACUGGUGCUGUCCAGACACGCCCUGCAGCUCCUCCUGCUCUACCAGGAGCCCCUGCUGGCCCUGGAGACAGAGGGCACCAAUGACCGAUUGCGGCACUGUGCCUAUAGGUGCUACACCACCUGGCGCUUUGGCUCCCAGGAUGUGGCCGACUUCGCCAUCCUGCCCAGCUGCUGCCGCUGGCGGAUCCGAAAAGAGUUCCCCAAGAGUGAAGGGCCAUACAGUGGUUUCAGGAGUCCUUACUGACGGCACAAGGCUGCAGCAGUCACAUUAACAUCACUGCUGCUAACACCUAGAGCGUCACCUGCAAAGAUCUGUGGCCAAAUUUUCAGCCAGAGGGAAAUGUGCCUUCCUCUCCCACUGCUCUGCACUGCUCUACCAACCAACCCACCAACCUCCACCUGGCCCCAAAGACCAGUGAUUCAGAUCUAAGUCUCCAUUCUGUCUUUAGGAAGUUGUGUGACACCAGUAGACCUUUAACAUUUGUAUUUCAGUCGCCUUGUCACACAACCUACUAUCUUAGAGCUACUGUGAGGACAGACUGAGAUGGUGUACGUGGACUGUUGUGAGUGUGUAGAGAGCUUUGCUUUGGAUGGGGAUAAUAUCCAACUAGCAAUAAACCCUUGGGGUCCUAGGUGGAGGACCCAGCCAGGAUUAAAGGUGCCCACAAACUGUUUGAUACUUACCCCUCGAGAUCCAAGCUUUCUGUCUCCUCUCCUUGAGUCUAGGAAGCUCUGGGGGCUUUAUCAAAUAGUGGACGUGAUGCUGUGUCAAUUUCAAGAUGUCAGUCUUAAAAGAGUAUGGCAGCUUCCACUUCCUGUCCCUUGGAACUCUUGCUGAGGGGGAAGCCAGCCCCAUAUGGAAUCUGACUGUCCUAAGAACACUCUGCUGGAAGCCCAAGCAGCCGCAUGGGGGAGGAAAGUGUCCCCAGCUCAUGCCACACAAGCCCAGUCGCCAAGCCUGGGUGAGAAGCAGCCUUCAGGUGAUUCCAGACCCUACAGACCUGUGCCUGAAACUCCAUGAAACCCCCACGUGAGAAGUGCCCAGUCAACCCAGAGAACCAAGCUGCUGUGUUAAGUCACUAAAUUUUUUUUUAAUAUUUAUUUUUUAGUAUUUUUAUUUUUUAGUUUUCGGCAGACACAACAUCUUUGUUUGUAUGUGGUGCUGACAGGCAAGCGCGCUACUGCUUGAGCCACAUCCCCAGCCCAAGUCACUAAAUUUUUAGGUUGUUUGUUACACAGCCACAGAUGCCUGGGAACACAGCCACAGUCCACACCUUCCCUGGUUCUGAGGUUCAUAGGGAGCCCCUUGGGAGUAUAGGUCUCUGUUGGACAGUUCUAAGAAGGCUGCAGACCAAAUCAGGCAACACACCAGCCCAGCCCGGGAAGCCAUCAAAUCCAGCUGUGUGCUACCCAACACAAUGGUCCGAUCACUGGAAAAAGCUGCCUUUGUGCCUUAACAUCCUAGACUCUGCAAUCAGUCAGAAUGAGUGCAGCCGGGAUGCUGCUUUCAAAGCAACCCACGCCCUAAACGUCACCAUUUCUAUACAUCAACCACCAAGGAUAUGAAGACAAAUAGUCAGGUUUGGGGCCUGUCUCAGGAUUUCCUUUCCACGGUUUUGUCAUGACCAUUGGCUAUUUAUUUCUAAACAACUAUUUCAAAGAAUUGUUUAGAAACCACUAUGAAUAGCAUUGAAAUACUAUGACUGGUGAUCUGUGAGUGCUUUUAUACUCCAAGACUUUACAUUUUGAUAUUUUUUGAAAAACCAGCAGCUUUCUACUGUAUUCAUGCAAAAUAGCAUAAAUAAAAACUUUUUUUGAACCAGGGCUUUAUCUGGCUUUAAACUCAGGAAUCAAAUUAAUUGUGCCAGAUUGAAUUUUCCUUUUUGCUACCUUUUCAGGGAUAUUUUUGUAAAGUUAAUUAUAUAUAACUUCAUACUUUUUUUUUUAAAUGAUGGGGAUUUGCACAUACUAGGCAAACACUCUGUCACUGAGCUAAACCCCAGCCCAAGAACUGAAAUGUUUUACUCCAAGAAUUCUAUGUAAGAAUUCUAUGUAACAACUGCAGGUUUCCAUUCUGAUGGCCUUUGACUCUUUCUACCUUAUUUUUGGUGCCUUCUUCGCGGUGUGUUUCUAUCACUCUGCUGAGGCCCCAGAUGGAGCCAUAAUUUGGAAUAGCAAAUAAUCACUGGAUCCUUCUGUUUUCCUUCAUCUUCCCCACGGAUGCUCUGGGUGCAACAUGAUGUGCUACUGGACUGUGAAAUGUCUGAACUUCCUACAGUACCUGGGAUCAUAUUAGUAUUUUUAUUUUUAGUCUAUUACAUACAGUAUUGUUGCCAAAGGCAACCGAGUGCAUAUUAGGUAGGCAUUAAUUUGCCUUAAGUGGGGGGCAUUCUUCUAUUAUGGUACACGCACAGCCUUCACCACUUCCCACUUCAUCCUGUGUCAGAGGGAGGAGGUCUGCUUUCCUGCUGUGGACAUGCUGACUUUAUAUAGAACUGAUAAUGGCUGGGCUUUACUCUCUUAAGGGACUCAUUUUUAAACCCUUCCAAAUUCUAGACUGGUAAUGCAGAUAUUCUUGAUCGUUUUGAUAAUUCAAAAAAAAAUGAUGGAUAACUUAUUUAUUUAAACCUUCUUUUUCUGUUUUUUUUUUCCUUCAGAAUAUCCCCAAAUCAGAGUUAACACAUUCAUUUUCACAUUCACUUAAUAAAAUAUUCAUAAAAAUGUCACUGGAGACCAAUGACAGAUAAGACUGCUGCUCUUAUGGGGAUAUAAAAAGAUGGACAUGAAUAAAAUGAUUCAAGCAAAUGCACAUUUGCAAUUUGUGAUGAGUUAUGAUGAAGAAGGCAAAUGAUCAUUUCAGAGUCUGUAAGAGAAGACGCUAAUGUAUUUGGGGAGAUCAUAAAAAUCCUUCUUGAGGAAAGAACAAAGUUUAGCUAAAAGCUGACAUAAGUACUAUUAACGAGGUGAAUGGGAGGGAGCAUUUUAGGUAGAAAGACUGGCAUGUGCAAAGGUCCCAGGGCAGAAAAGGCAUAGCAGGUUUGCUGCAUUUGAAGAAGACCUAUAUGACUGUACCCUAAAUAGCAUGGGGAGUACAGCAUGAAACAAGGACUUGUAGGCUACGGUAGAGUUGACUGUAUCCAAGGGACAGCCAUGAAGGGUUUUAAGCAGGAGCCUGAUAAAAUCAUAUUUAAUUUUUAAAAGAACUCAGAUUGCUAUGUGGGAAAGAAACUAGGAGUGGUGAUAGAUCUGGUUUAAACAUUCAUUUCAGCCUUUCCCACUUCAUGAAAAGUUUGCCCCAAUAUGCAGCCAAAUGGACUGAUUGUCUUUUUUCUCUUCCUCUUGGCAAGUCACGAAAAGAUCAGCAGUGAGAGAAAAAGGAGGAAAAGCUUUGGGGAACCUUAAUUUUCAGAAUAUUCCUGUCCCAGCUGGUGGGGAUGAGGUCACUUGCUGAGCUUUAGGCCAGAAGCAGGAGUGGACCAAAUGGAGAGUCCAAGGUCAGUCAGCAGAACCAAUGAGGUGUUCCACCUUGUGGCAGAAGACCUAAAAUUAAGAUCUCAUGUUACACAGUGCCUCAGCACCCAGGAGAACCAGGAGGCCCUAACAAGCCUUCACACAACUCCUCUCCCCAGUCCUCCCUCGGAAAAGGUCACCUUCUCAGCAGCCUGCCUCAUCAAACGGACCAGAUGCAGCUCCUGCUUCUCCCAUGGAACUGUCCCAGCGAACCAAUCACAUCCUCCUGUGGUGAUACCCUGGUGACACAAAGCCUGCUUCCCACUGGCUCUGCUCACUCACUGUGUUCCCAAGUACUCCUGCAGGCACGUGUGUCCUCUGAGCUGUGAGUGUGCGUGACUAAUAAAUGGCUGCCAUCUACCUGUCCAGCAUCGGGCGUUGUUUGCUCGGCUCCCCCAAAACCCCAGGGUGGGUCCCUCCUCCUCCUCACCAGUGGGGUGAGAAGAGUGAUUAAAACAUCCUUGAGUCCAGGCCAACCAGGAGCCCUCAAAAAUCAGAAGCUGGGCCUGCCUCUGCCCAGGCAUUGACAGCACAAAGCCAACGAGGAACCGUGGUCUCGCUGAAAUGAUCCAUCUGCGCCCCUGGGGGCGUGACUCUCUGCUGCUUUUAUGUGUCUCAGCCCAUAUUCAAGUCCCGAGACUUGUCAGUCAUCCUGGGAAUCCUGGAGGUCCUGAUUCCACUCCUCUCUUCUGAAUGGACUUGGAAACCACUCUCCUCUUGCCCCUUUGGUCUCCUAUUUCUCAGUCCUAGAGGGUUAUGAAUCACAUUUCCUAAUAAGUGAGAAUCCAUAGGGAGGAUUCUGCCUUCCUAACAUCCUGGGCUCUUUUAAUGAAUUAUCAAGGUCACGCGAGCCUGAGUCUACCUGCAUCAGAGGAAGAGAAGAGGUGGCCGACAAGGUGACUUGCCAUUUUAACCAAGUAACAGUUACACUGGACCAGCUUGGAUAAGGGUCAACGCAAACUGACAGGGCCUGAUGAGAGCCUGUUAGUGUGGGGUCACAGGGGUUGACAUUUUAUUUCCUCCAGCAAAUGAGAAGCUCCCAUUGGCCAAGAACUCAUCUUGAUUUUGUGUCCCCUACAUGCUUAUGUGAACACACGAGUACAGUGGACACUGGACACAGGCCUCCUGGCUCAAAUCCUGGCUUGGCCACCUAGCAUGGAGCCUCGGGUGGCUCAUCAUGUCUAACCAUGUGAGCGCUUAUUAUCUAGAUGGUAUCCAAAGGCCACUCGGGAGCUGCAGACUCAUACAUCUAGCCAGCUCUGGAUAUUCUACUCAAAUAGUUUAGAGGCAUCUUGAACAGGCAGGAGAGAGAAAGCACGGUGUCUGCUCCUUCACCCCACCCUCGUAUGCACUUCCAGAACUUCCAAGUCGCAGUUUGUAGUACAACUGCCAUUGGCUCAAUUUCCCAACCAAAAAUGCAGAGCAUAGCACCGCCAUCCCUCUCCUCCUCCCCAUUCUAUCAAUAUUAUCAGUUCCUUCAGCAAACACUGACUGACACCCUGGCCCUCGUCAGUGCUAGGGAUAAAGAGGAGAGCAGGCCAGGCCCUCCCUCGCCUAGUGGGGCAGAUGGCAAUCCACGCUUAAGGAAUUGGGGGUGAGGAUAGCCAGAGACCAAGAAUUUCACGAAAUGAGCAGGUGCAUGACAGGAACGAUGGAGUUACCUGGGUCAGGGUCAGGGACACUCUCCAAAGAAGGGACCUUUACGCCUGAUGUGAAUAUCAGGAAGGAGCCAGCUGUGACAAACUGGAGGAAGGGCAUUCUGGACAAAGGGACAGAAAAGGCGAAGUGGGAAAGAAACAAGUGUGCCCCAGGAACAGUGAGAUGCCAGAGUGCUUGCAUGUUUAAGACAUGGUCCCUGCCUUCUAAGUUCCGCUGAGAGCAUAGGCAUGGUGCUCUUCUUACUGCCUCAUAGACUACAUGAUUCCCUGUCACCAAAACAGAAGCUCAAAGAAAGGUGAAAUCCACACAGUCAAGCAUGAUCUCAGCAGCUCUGGAAAGCCUAUGAAAUGUGAGCGCAGCCUCGCCAGCUGAGGAGCCCGGGACAUUCAGCAGGAUGGGCAGACGCAUGUCUAAUAGGCCAGUAGCAUGAGCCAGGCCCAGAAAGAAAUGGCAGAGUAAAUGCAAACACACAUGGACCCGAGUCUGCUCCAGGAUGGGAAAACUGUGGGCGAGGGCUAAAGAGGGACAGACUGGGAAACCUUCAAAAGAAAAGGGCUGAGGUACUUGAGCCUGUUACAAAGUUGCCAAAGGCCAUUCCUGGGCUGACAGGGGACUGGAGGAAAGCAGUGACUUCAGACAACCGUGGGGAUGAUGGUCUAUCAGAAGUCUGCUGGGAUCACAUGGGAGUGACUGGUGAGCCCCGUGGACCACUGAAUUAGUGUUAGUGAUGGAGAUGAAGGGAAGAAGCUGGAAAAUUACUUUUAAAAUUUCCCAAAAGUCCAACAGUAAGAAGUUGGUUAAAUAAAUGAAGACACUUCCACGUAACAGAGGAGUACACAGCUAUUAAACAUGAUGCCACUAAAGGGCAAUUAGGAUGUUCGAGGCAGAACACAACACGAUGACCCUUCUGGCUUGAGAAGACUGUGAGCCUUAAUUAGAACUCUGUUUUUCUUGUUUGUUUUGUUUUUUAAUUUUCCUGCAAUGAUAGUUGUUAAAAACCUUUAACCCUGAAUGCACAAUUAAGGAAGACGAGAAUCACCUAGCUCCUCAUUGAAAUAUAUCAUGGAUAAAUACAAAUCAGUCUUUCAGAGAUGUCAGAAAAGGUUAGUAGCAUUUUCUAAAAUCCAGAAAUUCAACUUAAAAGCCAUCUUUUGAGUUUUCCCCUUUGUGAUUUGGGACAGGUAGCUCAACAAGACCUGACAUGGGACUAGCACUAUAUUUCUCUUUUCCUUAAUUGUAACAAAUAUAUUUUGAAUACAAAAUCUAAUGCUUGAGUUUGGCAGUUCAUCAAAAGGUUGAGCACAGAAUUGCCACAUGGUUCAUCAACUUCAUUUCUGGACAUAUGCCCUGAGGAACUGAGAGCAAGCAAAUAGGGACCUGUAGCUGAGUGUUCACAGCAGCAUAUGGACACCAGCCUAAAGGUGGAAACAACUCAACAGAUUAAUGGAUCACAAAAUGAAGUCCAUCCACGGAGUGGAAUGUUACUUGACCAUAAAAAGGAACAAGGUUCUAGCUGGGCACAGUGGGGCACAGCUGAAAUCUCAGUUACCUGGGAAGCUGAGGCAGGAAUACCACAAAUUCUAGACCAGUCUGACAGCAAGACCCUGUCUCAAAAUAAAAUUUAAAAGAGGUGGGGAUGUAAGCUCACUUAGGGAGUGCUUGCCUAGCAGGUCCUGGGUUCAAUCCUCAUACCCCUCUAAAAGAAAAGAACGGGGUUCUGAGACAUGCUACGGCAUGAAUGAACCUUGAAAAAAUGCUAAGUGAAAUCAGCAAGAUUCAAAAAAGACAAAUAUGGUAUGAUUUCACUGAUAUGAACUAUCUACAACAAACAAAUUCAGAGAGGCAGAAGGUUUGAACAGAGAUGAUCAAAGGUGGAGGGAAAUGGGUUGGGAGUUACUCUUUUGUUGGGAGUUACUAUUGUUUUACAGACAGGGGAUUGAACCCAGGGCCACAUGUAUGCUAGGCAAGCACUACCACUGAGCUCCAUCCCCAGCCACGAGUUAGUAUGGUUACAGAGCUCCUGUUUGGGAUGAUGAAAAAGUUCUGGAAAUGGACAACGGUGAUGGUUGUGCAAUACUGUGAAUAUAUUUAAUGGCACUAAAUUGUAUACUUUAAAAUGGUUAGAAUUGUAAUUUCAUGUCAUGUACAUUUACCACAAUUUUUUUAAAUUAAAAAAAAGAAACCCUUUAUUGCUUUGACAA